AUGUGGCUGCCACAACCAGCUCUCAGCCAAUACACAUCGUUUCGUAAUAUGCGCAAAAGAGAGACAGACAGAAAAGGAGAGGAGAAAAUGGACGCAUGUGAACAACGACGAUCACUCAUGCACCACAACACAUCAUUCAACAAUAAUAACAAUACCAUCCUAGCUCCACUACCUGAAGAGGUGUUCUCAAAACUGUGCAAUAUCGCCCUCGAGAAAUGUCACGACAAAGAAGAAAGACGACGAGCCGGUUGUGGAGGACAAGCGAUGAGAAAAAGAGUGUUGAUCAAAAACUUUGUGGCCGAUCUUUUGAGGGCACAAAAUGAAAGACGACGAAUGGGAUCGAUCUCGCCAAUCUCGUCGGAUGAAGAUGAAUGGGAAGAGAAUGGAGAUGAGGAAAAUGAAGAAAUUGAUGAAGUUGAGGAAUUAGAUCAAGAGACACAAGUCGAUGAUGAGGAUAUCGAUGUGGAAGAGGAGGAAGAGGAAGAACAAGAAACAACUCCAUUACCCCCAUUGGCUCCACCACAAGCACGAACUUUUGUCGAUUCGGAUCCAUCACUUUCUUCACUUUUCCCCGACUAUCUCGACUCGACUCCUGACUGUAUCUCGGUGAACACGGGUCUUUCCGAUUGCAAAUUGGCAUCCGAGGAUCGUCUCUGGGUGUACGAUAUGUACGGAAGUGAAAGUGAGACAGCGUAUGCACCACAUGGAAAUAUGGAGGCAUCGUGGAGUCCCACUGAAGGAUGGACUAUCACUUAUGAUGGAAGCGAUGACUCAUCUCCAACUCCAUAUGAACAACAACUUUACGUUGAUCCCGGCUCGAUGUGUUUCUCGGAUGACGUUCUUUUUCCGUGCUCUCUUCCAAGUGGUGGUGUGAGAUCGGAUGGACAUGAUCAUAUAUUUUUGGCUCUUUCCACCAAUCAUUUGGCCGAGAUGAAGACCUAUGCGGGAGACAUGACUCUUCCGGAAGAUGUCACUUCAUCUGGCACUUCGCCUCAACACUCAUCAAUAAGUAUGACUGAAUUGUUGGAACCAAGUCAAGAAGAAAAUGCAUCAAUUGGAAUGAAAAGAUCAGCAGUGAAUGAUCAAAUUGAGUCAUCUCCAUCAAAAAGACUUAAACUU
Molecule: messenger RNA, 1119 nt
Organism: Mesorhabditis belari
Lineage: Eukaryota; Metazoa; Nematoda; Chromadorea; Rhabditida; Rhabditidae
Source: the annotation of a GenBank genome assembly